CACUUGUUUCUCCUCUUCAACUAUAUACUUCUAAAUUCCCGGCAGCGUCUCCUUCAUAACGCGACUGACAGAGCCGAGAAAAACCAAGAAACAGCUAGAUAGCCAGGCGCAUCCCUCCUCCCCCCCCAUCAUGGCUACUACAACCGAAACCGAGACUAAGCUGAAGUGCUUGGGAGCCGACUGCGGGAAUGACGCCGGAUCCCUGCAAUGUCCAACGUGCUUGAAGAUGGGUAUCAAGGACAGCUUCUUCUGCUCUCAAGAUUGCUUCAAGAAGAACUGGAGUAGCCACAAAGCCCUGCACAAAGUUGCAUCGGGUAAAACAGCGAAUGGUAUUCUUGACCGCAUCAGAACUCCUAAAGUCGUUUCUAAACCCGAUCCAGCCACAGGUCUUUACAACCCGUUCCCCUCGUUUUCCUACACCGGCCCCUUGAGGCCCGUCUACCCACUAUCAGAAAGGCGCACAGUCCCGAAAGACAUCCCGUGGCCAGACUACGCAGAGACUGGCUACCCGAAGAGCGAGAUGUUCCUCAACCGGAACAAGUUUGACAUUCUAGACGCCAAAGGACAGGAAGCCAUGCGGAAAGUCUGUAAGAUAGGGCGAGAGGUACUGGACAUUAUAGCAGCCGAGGUCAGGCCCGGCGUCACCACAGACUAUCUAGACGAGGUCUGCCAUAAAGCUACCAUAGAGCGCAAGUCGUAUCCUUCUCCCUUGAAUUACAACCACUUCCCCAAGUCGUUCUGUAGCUCGGUGAACGAGGUCAUCUGCCACGGUAUUCCGGACCAGAGAGUGCUCCUCGACGGCGACAUCAUCAACCUCGACGUUUCGGUAUACCACGGUGGAUAUCAUGCCGACUUGAACGAAACGUACUACGUCGGUGACGAAGCCAAGGCAGACCCCGACUCGGUCCGGGUGGUCGAAGCGGCACGGGAAUGCUUGGAGGAGGCGGCCAAGAUUAUCAAGCCGGGAACAUUGAUACGCGAAUUCGGCAACGUGAUCGAGAAGCACGCCAAGUCCAAAAAUUGCAGCGUCAUCAGAACUUACUGUGGCCACGGUGUCAAUACCUACUUCCACUCGCCACCCAACAUACCACACUACGCCAAGAAUAAAGCGGUUGGAGAGUGCAAGCCCGGCAUGACAUUCACCAUCGAGCCAAUGAUUGCUCUGGGCAAGUACCGCGACAUUACGUGGCCUGACAACUGGACGAGCACCACGAUCGAUGGCAAGAGGACAGCUCAGUUUGAACACACAUUUCUUGUAACAGAAACCGGUGUCGAGGUAUUGACAGCUCGGCUGCCAACUUCUCCGGGAGGACCGGUGCCCAUGCCGGUAUCUGAGAAUGGCGCAAAUGGAAGUUCUUAAGUAUUGAAAGGUAGUGGAAUGACGAUGAAUGAAUGACUCAGCAUGAAUGCAUCUGAAAGCGAAAAUUGUCGGACGGCGUGAUAUAUAAGGUAAUAAACAGUUCACAUUAGUUCGGUUCCCAUUUGUCAAGGUUACAUGGUUCAUUCCUCUUUUUUUUUUUUUUUUUUUUUAAUUUCUUAUAAAUCUCUGAAUGUGGUGUCCUACCGCAUUUUUGCUUUAUAAAUGGGUGUGUAUGUGGCCU
Molecule: messenger RNA, 1601 nt
Organism: Xylaria bambusicola
Lineage: Eukaryota; Fungi; Ascomycota; Sordariomycetes; Xylariales; Xylariaceae
Product: peptidase M24, structural domain-containing protein
Exons: 4
Coding region: 131-1360 (409 amino acids)
Biological process (GO): proteolysis
Molecular function (GO): metalloaminopeptidase activity
Source: RefSeq, a predicted model, not a curated record